Paramuricea clavata is the source of this 605-nucleotide messenger RNA. Lineage: Eukaryota; Metazoa; Cnidaria; Anthozoa; Malacalcyonacea; Plexauridae. The record is from the annotation of a GenBank genome assembly.
AUGCCUUGUUUUUCUACUUGUUCAGGUCAGUAUAUAUAUAUAGUAUAAAAGUAAAACCACAUAAAACCUUGCCUCAUUACAUUUUCCAAGCAAGGCAAGGAAAAGUUUGAUCAACCUUGCAAGCCAGGGUCUUUUACUUCUGCACGGUGCUCCAAGUGCAGAUAAAAGACCCUGGCUUACGAGGUUGAGGUUUGAUUGGGUAAACAGUAUAUAAUGCUAAUAUAUUCCUGUUGGAUUGAACAACAGUGAUGUUAAUGUCAUCUUGGCCACAUUAUGCUGUAGCUAUUAAUCUCCACAUACACGAAAACGAGGCUCCAUAGCCAAAGUGACGCACUUUCCCCUGAGGGUGUAUUGUAACCUAUUAACUAUUUCAAUAAAUUUUAUUAGUUAUUCAUAAUGAAGAACUACCCAAAAUAAGCUACUUGAAAGAUGGUAACGAAAGUCAACUAGGUCCUGACGAGCAAUAUCCAGACUGGUUGUGGACGUUGAAAGGGACUAAACAGGACUUAAAUGAACUCGAUCCGCAUGGCAGAACAUACAGCAGAAUCUUACGAAAGAGACAGCGCAGAGAUGAAAACGAGCGAAGAAAAAUGAAAAGAUUUUGA